AUGGGGCCGUGCCUGACCAAAAUCAAAUCGCAGCGCCAGCCCACCUCCCCACCCUCCUCUCGUCCGUUACGAGACUCACAACCACAACCACAACGACCAUCAUCAUCACAACGACCAUCCCAAUCCCAGUCCCAUCCCUCCCAUCCAUCACAACAAGCAGAACCACAGUCACAGUCACAGUCACAACGAACAUCUCCAUCCCAAUCCCCCUCAACGACCAUCUCCCCAGUCACAGCGACCAUCUCCCCAGUCACAACGACCAUCUCCCAAGUCACAACGACCAUCUCCCCAAUCACAACGACCAUCUCCACAGUCACAACGACCAUCUCCAUCUCAAUCCCAAUCCCGCCCCUCCCAUCCAUCACAACAAGCCCAACCACAACCAGACCCGCUAUUCGGAAGCCCCAUCCCCGCCGCCGUCAUCGCCGCCGCCAGCGCCCAUCCCUUCCACCCGCACCCUAUGGGAUGCUUCUGCCACAACUGCCGCCCGAGCAUGUACUCCGAGUCCGGCACCCAAUGGCGCAUCAGCUCCGCGAGUUCCCCGGGGUUUUUGCAGACCGAUCAUGUCCUGGACUGCAAGUGCUAUCUGUGCGUCAGUGGCUGGGAUGCGGCAGCCCGGAGGUUGGGUGA
Messenger RNA from Endocarpon pusillum Z07020, 630 nucleotides. RefSeq lists its product as uncharacterized. The coding region runs from base 1 to 630 and encodes 209 amino acids. Lineage: Eukaryota; Fungi; Ascomycota; Eurotiomycetes; Verrucariales; Verrucariaceae. The record is from RefSeq and is a predicted model, not a curated record. The transcript has a single exon.